CGUGUGCACCUUUCUCUGUGUGCACGGCGCGCCGCCGCCGCACUGCCCUCGCUCCCUGUGAGUCUUCAGGUCACGGCUUGCUCUGGUUCCCAGGCUUUGGCCUCCAGUGGACUAGAAUCGCGGAGCUUGCGGGGCUGGACGCAGACCUCCAGGGCCAGCACCUAGGCGGGCGCGGAGCUAUGUGGGCCAGGGUUCGCGCGGGCUGGAGGCAGGCUCGAGCGGGGACCCCGGAGUGUGAGCCCCGGAGCCGGCUUCGCUGGGGCCAGAGGGGCCGGGCGGGAGGUGGCGGCGAAAGCGAAGGGGCGGUGGGACCCGGGCCUGGCCCAUGUGUGUCCUUGGCGGCCUGGCCCAGGCUGCAGCUGUACGGUGAGCCCCAGGGAGGCAGAUCUGGGCAGCGGGAAGGACACCCGCCUGGAUUUGCCCCUAGGCCCGGCCCGGGCCCGUCGGGAGCCAAACAGCCUUGGUGAGGUGGAGAGGAGGGGACCUCGCGAGCAGACGCGCCACAGCAGGCCCGCCCCGGCCUCUCGGGAGCCGUGGGGCAGAGGCUGCCGAGCCCCAGGAGGGUCUACCAGCCACAGUCUCUGCACGUUUCCAAGAGCAGCAGAAAAUGAACACAUUGCAGCAUCUCAGGUUUCAUUUCACAAUGCGCGCGUGGAGUUGGAAGGAAUUCAACAGACGGACAGUUUUUGUUUAUCAACCAGCGGCCUUGUGACCCAGCAAAGAAGUCUACUGCAGAUGGCCCCCAACUUAAGAUGUUUCAACUGAAGAUUUUUCUGGCUGGGUACAGUGGCUCAUGCCUGCCAUCCCAUCACUUUGGGAGGCCGAGGUCUCCAGACUUGUGAACGAGGUCUACCACAUAUAUAAUCGACAUCAGUAUCCAUUUGUUGUUCUUAACAUUUCUGUUGAUUCAGGUAACUUAGUAAAAAUGCAUGCAGCGGAUUUGGAGAAGCCCCUGGUAGAAAAGCAGGAUCAUUCCCCUUCAUUAAGGACUCGAGAAGAAAAAAGGGUGUCCAUUUCCAGACUGCGAGAGGCCUUUUCUCUUCAUCACACAACGGAGAACAAGCCUCACAGCCCGGAGACUCCAGAAGCAAGAAGGAGCCCUCUAGGACAGAAAAGGGGUGUGCCAUCUUCUAGCACUUCAGAUGCCGUCUCUGGCAGAGGCUUCCUGAGACCUCAGAAAGAGGCAGCGAGUUCCAGUCAGGGACCCAGGGACCCUAUGGACGGAGCGGAGGUGGAGAAGGACUCAGGGCACGGCAGCACUUCCGUGGAUUCUGAGGGGUUCAGCAUCCCAGACACGGGCAGUCACUGCAGCAGCGAGUGUGCGGCCAGCUCCCCAGAGGACAGGGGCUCACAGGAACAUGCGGACUCUCAUGAGAAAGUGCCUGAAACUGACGACUCUUUUUCAGAUGUGGACUGCCAUCCAAACCCGGAAGACACAGGGUAUCAAUUUCGAGUUUCGCCUCAGUCAACUGAUCUGGCAUCCCCAAACACAAACCGUUUUAAAAAAGAAGAAAUUCUUUCCAGUUCUGACAUUUGUCAAAAGUUAGUACUAAUACUCAGAACGUGUCAGCCUCUCAGGUUGAUGUAGCCGUUAAAAUUAAUAAGAAGGGACCAGGUGCGGUGGCUUAAGCCUGUAAAUCCCAGCACUUUGGGAGGUCGAGGCGGGUGGAUCACGAGGUCAGGAGAUCGAGACCAUCCUGGCUAACACGGUGAAACCCGGUC
Messenger RNA from Piliocolobus tephrosceles (Ugandan red Colobus), 1722 nucleotides. Its product is annotated as protein PMS2CL-like. The record is from RefSeq and is a predicted model, not a curated record. Lineage: Eukaryota; Metazoa; Chordata; Mammalia; Primates; Cercopithecidae.